Suillus paluster is the source of this 1442-nucleotide messenger RNA. RefSeq lists its product as uncharacterized. The transcript has 6 exons. The record is from RefSeq and is a predicted model, not a curated record. Bases 139 to 1179 code for a protein of 346 amino acids. Lineage: Eukaryota; Fungi; Basidiomycota; Agaricomycetes; Boletales; Suillaceae.
GGCAGGGAAGUUGCUGUGCUGACUGGCAGUACCCUCUCCAUGGACCUGAGCGUCUAUCGCUUCUCUUAACGAAACACUCAUCUACGACUUGUUCGAUGAUCUUACCAUCCCUCUUUCGAGCACCAAACCUUGCCCGCAAUGAGUGAUUUAUGUGACCUACCCCCGCCUUCAUACGAGCUCUCCCAGCAGGGCCAUGACCAGAAGAUUGUUGAGAAGAAACUCCAAGAACUGCUCUUAUCCAAAAUACCCAUCCAUGACGUCGAGGAAGAGCAUGACGGGGACGAUAGCAAAGAUUCUAAGGAAACAGAGACGCAGAAGGAGAAGCAACCUUUGUUCCAGACCUUAGUGCAACCGCUUCACAUACAGAAGCGUACACCUCGAGGAUCUCGCCCUCUUCCUCCGAGCCCAGCCGACGCCCAAUCCCGCAGCAAAGCAAUUGCUAUCCACCCAACCGGUCCUGUUGCGGAGGAAAUAGAGUAUCAGCCAGUUCUCUCUCCCCCUCCACCCUUCACCGCUGUAGGUCCUUCCUUCGAUGGACCUCCGUACGAAUACUCCAUGUACCAUGCCAGUGGCUCUGCGGCACCAUCGCCCCUAUCUACACCCAACCGUGCUUCCUUCAAUCCACCCACCGUUCGUCGUGGACAACAACGUCCCUUCUCAUCAUUUUCCCCCGCUGAGCCACACGCAGAGACAUCGUAUCGGCGCAUUUCUCAUGGUGCUUAUCUCGAGCCCUCAAGCUCGAGGACUUUUACGCCCCCAGCCUCCCGACUGAGUUUUGACCCAUCAAUUGCUUAUGCAACCUUGUCUAACGCCAUGUACGAUCCUUGGGAGCGUACAUCUGACUCGACGGCGGUCGACCCUACAUCGCUCUACUCCUCAGCGGUGUCAUCCUAUUUAAAUCCAACGUCAGCUGUCAAUCAAGGUCCGCGUUCCUCGUACAUUGGGGCCAAGUCUAAGAACCGAUAUUCGAUGUCCCCUCGACCUUCUUCGUCCGUUGAAAUGCUGACGCCUGGAGGCAGCCCGGGAGCGCCUGCCUUGCAAUUCCAUUCACCUUAUGCACCUGCUUAUUCAGCUUCUCAUCAGUCACUUCCUCCAUAUGCUCGACCGAAGUCAAGCCAAGGGGGUCAUGUUCGAUGGGCUACCUCCGAAUCUGAUUUUAUGAAAGAUAUUUACCCAUGAUCUACCAUAUCUUUUCGUUGUCAUUCACUAAAGUGUACUAUUACAAGGUCCCAUGCGUUCUGCUCGCUCAUUACUCUCAUUACGAUAUCUUACCUUGUACAUAGAUUCCCCAGAUGUAGCCCAAACAGCACAGCUCGAAAGUUGCCAUCACAACCUAUAACCUUUUCCUGUGACGCGGUGGGACCAGUUCUUGUCAUGCAACGCUCAAGUAGUCAGUCGACGACUUCGUCGGGCUCAGGCCGCGCAGCUCAAGCUGGAGCAUU